AUGACAUCAGCCACGUCAGGGAUAACUCUCGUUGGGCUGGGAAAUAUGGGAGCAGCACUCGCUCAUGCCUUCCUUAAGUCUGGAUGCUUGCUGACGGUUUGGAAUCGCACAAGCACCAGGCCAACUGUGGUAGAAGCGAUCAAGGCAGGCGCCUCGUUUGAGCCAGACCUCGCAAAGGCAAUUUCAGCUAACAGCACGAUCGUCUUCUGUGUCCUUGAGUACAAGAAUAUCUAUCAAGGUCUUGAACCACUCGUCACUAGCGGCGUUUUAAAGGGCAAGACCAUGGUAAAUCUGACAAAUGGAACUCCAAGGGAUGCAAGAGACGCCGAUAAGUGGUUUAAAGAUCACGGCGUCGCCAGCUACUUUGAUGGAGGUAUUAUGGUGACGCCUCAGAAUGUCGGCACUCCGGUAUCAGUCGUCUUGAUCAGUGGUGAGGACGAAAGCCUACUUGAAAGCCGCGGGGUCAAGGACCUCAUUGGCGCGAUUGGCGCGCCAGACUACAAAGGAGAAGAUCCCGGGGUCGCGGCUGGUUAUGACCUUGCUCUCUUGGCUGGGAUGAUCGGAAUGUUCAUUGGAUCUCUGACGGCUUUGGCUAUGAUUCAGAAGCAGCUUGACCGCGCGAAGAGCACUGCCGGUGCGAAUGGAGCAAAGGAAACCGCAACCACUGGUGGUCUCACGGAGGUGGUUACCACUUAUUUCAACCCUCUUCUCACAGCCUUGAUCCCGCACAACGAGCUUCUUGCAACAGCCAUCGACAACAACGAUCAAGAUAACAACCACGGCAACCCGAUGGAAAUGAUGCGGGUUGCGAUGCACAACAUAAUCCGCGGAUGUGAAGAGGAAGGCGUGGAUGCGGAGAAUCUGAGGCAUUUUGCAGGUUUAGCGGACCAGGUGGUCCAUUUGCACGGUCCCGAUAGCGGUCUCGCUUGGGUGCAUUCAUUGCUGUUGAAGUAG
Molecule: messenger RNA, 954 nt
Organism: Exophiala aquamarina CBS 119918
Lineage: Eukaryota; Fungi; Ascomycota; Eurotiomycetes; Chaetothyriales; Herpotrichiellaceae
Exons: 1
Coding region: 1-954 (317 amino acids)
Molecular function (GO): NADP binding; oxidoreductase activity, acting on the CH-OH group of donors, NAD or NADP as acceptor
Source: RefSeq, a predicted model, not a curated record